GAUCUGGCCUGCACACAUUUGUGCUGUAUUUGGGGCCCCAUAUUGCUCUGUUUACCAUAAAAGCAAUGAAGUGCGGUCGUGUUGAUCUGAAAACUGCUCCAUAUGAUACCAUACAGUUUAAAAGUGGACCAUCAUGGCUGGAAAAAGAUUGUUCGGAGUUUGGACCUCCAUUAUACCCACCAUUACCUGGCUCACUAGUAAGGGUUCCUGUUAGCAGCUUACUCCCGCAGGUUCAGCUAGAUGCCAUUCUCUGGGGUCUGGGAACUGCAGUUGGAGAGCUUCCUCCUUAUUUUAUCUCAAGAGCAGCAUGCUUGUCAGGCAGCAAGGUGGAUGCUAUGGAUGAAUUGGAUGCUGCUUCUUCAAAAGAAGAUGGAUUUAUAUCAGCUUCCCUGAAACAAAUUGAACGAUGGCUCCUUUCGCACGUGCAGCAUCUUAACUUUUUUACAAUAUUAGUACUUGCUUCGGUUAUGCCAAACCCCCUAUUUGAUCUCGCUGGCAUCAUGUGUGGACAAUUCGAAGUCCCUUUUUGGAAGUUCUUUCUUGCAAUCUUGAUUGGUAAAGCAAUAAUUAAGACUCACAUACAAAGUUUUUUUUUCAUCGCUAUGUGCAAAAAUCAGCUUUUGGAAUUGGUGGAAAAUGAGUUAAUUUGGGUGCUUGGUCUCAUCCCUGGCUUCUCUUCUGUGCUGCCCAAUGUAGUUGGAAAACUACAAAUUAUUCAGGGAAAGUAUUUGUCACCUCCAGUUCCAUCUCCAGCUCUGUCAGACAAAAUGGCAAAGCGAUGGAACCCGUCCUUUAGUUUGAUCUGGAAUCCUUUGAUAUGGCUUAUGCUAAUGAACUUCUUUGUCGAGAUAGUGACAGCCACAGCACAAGGAUAUCUCAAGAAACAGCAGGACUCAGAAUUGACAAAGAAUCUAUUGGCAUCAAAGUCCAAAACAGAGUCAAGCACGUGA
Molecule: messenger RNA, 950 nt
Organism: Elaeis guineensis (African oil palm)
Lineage: Eukaryota; Viridiplantae; Streptophyta; Magnoliopsida; Arecales; Arecaceae
Source: RefSeq, a predicted model, not a curated record